Molecule: messenger RNA, 1225 nt
Organism: Argentina anserina (silverweed cinquefoil)
Lineage: Eukaryota; Viridiplantae; Streptophyta; Magnoliopsida; Rosales; Rosaceae
Product: protein LEAD-SENSITIVE 1-like
Exons: 3
Coding region: 184-945 (253 amino acids)
Source: RefSeq, a predicted model, not a curated record
UCAAUUUGGGGUGGAAAAACCGAAGGGUCAUCAUCACAUUAAACACCCACCCAUCAUCAUCAUCAUCAUCAUCAUCAUCAUCAUGAGUUGAAAUGAAAAAUCCAAUGCUGGUUUGGUAAAGGUGGUUAACCUGAUUCCUUGUCUGUUUCUGAUUUGGUUUGUUAGGCUAGAGAGUAGAGAGAGAUGGGUUUGCUGAGUAACAAAGUUGAGAGGGAUGAGAUCAAGCCAGGAGAUCACAUCUACACUUAUAGAGCUGUCUUCGCCUACUCUCACCAUGGUAUUUAUCUCGGAGGAAGCAAGGUGGUGCAUUUUACACCCGAGAAAAAGCCUAGUUCAAGUACUGGCACUGGCAAAUCUUAUGAUUCAAUGUCCUGUCCCACCUUUCCUGACUGUGGAUUCAGGCAACCCAAUAGUGGUGUUGUCCUCUCAUGCCUCGACUGCUUCCUGAGAAAUGGAUCCAUUUACUGCUUUGAGUACGGGGUUACGCCUUCAGUUUUCCUAUCCAAAGUACGGGGUGGCACAUGCACCACUGCAGCAUCUGACUCCCCUGAAUCUAUCAUCCACCGCGCUAUGUAUCUUCUUCAGAAUGGAUUUGGCAAUUACGAUGUGUUUCAAAACAACUGCGAGGACUUUGCAAUGUAUUGUAAAACUGGUCUUCUGAUAAUGGAUAAGCAGGGAGUUGGAAGAAGUGGCCAAGCUGCUUCUGUUAUUGGUGCCCCACUGGCGGCCAUGCUUUCUUCUCCUCUAACAUUGCUGAUGCCAGGCCCAGUUGGUGUUGCUACUGCAACAGCCGGGAUGUAUUGUAUGAGCAGGUAUUCAACUGACAUUGGUGUCCGCACCGACGUGAUCAAGGUGGCCGUGGAAGAUUUGGCUGUGAACUUGGGGUGGACAAGUGACCAUGAGGAAGAGGCCAAAGAUAGUGAAGUUCCUUUAAUACAGCUCUGAAGAUCUGUGCAAUUGCAUUUAUUUGUAGUUAGUGUUGUUUAAGCAUAGAAUGUUGGAACGAAGUAAUCUUGUUGUGCUCACAUGAUAUGAAAUUCACUUUGUCUGAAAAACUAAUGUCUGGACUUCUUUGAUAAUUUGGUAGUGUGUUUUACCAAUUAUUUGGUGAAGCCUGGCUUUAUUGAUUCACGAUCAUGUUCCAAUAAUGCAUCCUGUAACUGCCUGACCACCUGGAUUUCACGAUGGGGUUCCUGUAGAAGUCCUUAUCAUCGAUUCUUGAAAG